AGCCCCAAGCGCUAUGCCCUUCUCCCUGUCUCCCACAAGCCUUGCUCGAGUCUUGAUGCAGAAGAACCGCUCCAACUACAGCAUCGGGCCCCACCCAACUCCUUCCUCUAGGGUGUGUGCUUGGGAAGCAGAAGGGGCUUCUGGCCACUCAGGAGUUAAAAUGGCAGCGGGACCGGAGGGGGUUGGCGUGGCAAGCAGACAGGGAGGAGGCGACCAGAGUGGGCUGGGGAGGUUGGGAGCGCGGCGGAGCAGCUAGUGAGGAGGACGAGCGCGAGCAGCCGGGAGGGAGGAGGCGCGGCGGGGGCGCCGGGCGCCGCGGGCCUGCUCUGUGCUCGGCAGACGCGCGGCGCUCCGGGAGCGCCGGCCCUGGCCGCCAGCCUCCGGCCGCGGCGCGCAGUACUGGGGACACCUGCCACUCCCCUGACGCCCUCACAGGCUCGGCAUCGCGACCACUCCCAGGACAGGUGCAGGUUGGGGAAAGAAGCCCCGCCAGCUUCCCGGGCCUGGGUGGUGGCGCGUCGCGGAGCAACGUCCCCAAGCCGGGAGGCGAGCGACAGACAUAGGACGGCUGCCGCGCGGGCUGCCACACAAGGAAAUGAGUGAAUCCCAGGCCAGGGAACAAGGAUGAGGACCACACCCAAGAGGGCAUGAAGUGAUGCCCACCCACCCCACGUAGAAUGACUGUCCUGAGAGGGUGGUUCCCCAGACCCUGGCAAGGCUGCUGACCCUCAGUCUGCAAGUCACGAAGAGCAGGACUCUUCCUGUGGAGGGUCCCCUGCCUCCCAGCUCCACCAUGGGGCUCCUUGUGGCUGCCCUCUUGCUAUCCUGGGUGGUUGGUACCCCUGCCGCAGUACCCGUGGUGCCCUGGCGUGUACCCUGCCCUCCUCAGUGUACCUGCCAGAUCCGGCCCUGGUACACACCCCGAUCAUCCUACCGCGAGGCCACCACUGUGGACUGCAAUGACCUCUUCCUGACGGCAGUGCCCCCAGGACUCCCUGCAGGCACGCAAACCCUGCUACUGCAGAGUAACAGCAUCAGCCGGAUAGACCAGACCGAGCUUGCCUACCUGGCCAACCUCACAGAGCUGGACCUGUCCCAGAACAGCUUCUCAGAUGCCAGGGACUGUGACUUCCAGGCCCUGCCUCAGCUGCUGAGCCUACACCUAGAAGAGAACCAGCUAAGUCGGCUGGAGGAUCGCAGCUUUGCUGGGCUGACCAGCCUCCAGGAGCUCUAUCUCAACCAUAACCAGCUGUGCCGUAUCGCCCCCAGGGCCUUUGAAGGCCUCAGCAAUCUGCUUCGACUGCAUCUCAACUCUAACCUGCUUAGGACCGUCGACAGCCGCUGGUUCGAGAUGCUGCCCAGCUUGGAAAUCCUCAUGAUUGGUGGCAACAAGGUGGAUGCCAUCUUGGACAUGAACUUCCGACCCCUGGCCAACCUGCGCAGCCUGGUGCUGGCGGGCAUGAGCUUGCGGGAGAUCUCAGACUACGCUCUGGAAGGACUGCGAAGCCUGGAGAGUCUCUCUUUCUAUGACAAUCAGCUGGUCCAGGUGCCCAAGCGGGCACUGGAACAGGUUCCUGGACUCAAGUUCCUGGACCUGAACAAAAACCCACUGCAGCGUGUAGGGCCGGGAGACUUUGCCAACAUGCUCCACCUCAAGGAACUAGGACUGAACAACAUGGAGGAGCUGGUCUCCAUCGACAAGUUCGCCCUGGUAAACCUCCCUGAGCUGACCAAGCUAGACAUCACCAAUAACCCACGGCUCUCUUUCAUCCAUCCGCGCGCCUUCCAUCGCCUGCCCCAGAUGGAAACCCUUAUGCUCAACAACAACGCCCUCAGUGCCUUGCAUCAGCAGACAGUGGACUCACUGCCCAACCUGCAGGAGGUUGGGCUCCACGGCAACCCCAUCCGCUGUGACUGUGUCAUCCGCUGGGCCAAUGCCACGGGCACCCACGUCCGGUUCAUCGAACCACAGUCGACCCUGUGUGCUGAGCCUCCAGACCUCCAGCGCCGGCCGGUCCGGGAGGUGCCCUUCCGGGAGAUGACAGACCGCUGCCUGCCCCUCAUCUCUCCCCGCAGCUUCCCCUCCAGCCUGCACGUGGCCAGUGGACAGAGCAUGGUACUUCACUGUCGGGCACUGGCUGAACCAGAGCCUGAAAUCUACUGGGUCACUCCAGCUGGAGUUCGCCUGACACCUGCUCAUGCAAGCAGGAGGUACCGGGUGUCCCCUGAGGGGACGCUGGAGUUGCGGAGGGUCACAGCAGAAGAGGCGGGGCUGUAUACCUGUGUGGCCCAGAACCUGGUUGGGGCCGACACUAAGACAGUUAGUGUUGUGGUUGGCCAUGCGCUCUUCCAGCCAGGCAGGGAUAAGGGACCAGGGCUAGAGCUCCGUGUGCAGGAGACACACCCAUAUCACAUCCUGCUGUUCUGGGUGUCCCCACCCAACAUAGUCUCCACCAACCUCACCUGGUCUAGCGCCUCCUCCCUCCGGGACCAUGAAGCCUCUGCUUUGGCUCGACUGCCCCAGGGCACCCACCGCUACAACAUUACCCGCCUCCUUCCGGCCACAGAGUACUGGGCCUGCCUGCAAGUGGCCUUUGUUGAUGCCCACACCCAGUUGGCUUGUGUUUGGGCCAGGACUAAAGAGGCCUCUCCUUGUCACAGAGCCCUGGGGGACCGGCCUGGGCUCAUAGCCAUCCUGGUUCUUGUUGUCCUUCUGCUGACAGCUGGGCUUGUAGCCCACCUUGGCAGAGGCCAGACCAGGCGUGGUGAGAAGCCUCUCCUUCCAGUCUGGGCUCUCUGGGGCUGGGGCGCCCCUUCUGUCCGAGUAGUGUCUGCGCCCCUUGUCCUGCCCUGGAACCCAGGAAGGAACCCUCCCAGAUGCUCAAAUGGGGAGAGAUUGUCAGCACCGUUAUCUCAACAUUCCUGA
Molecule: messenger RNA, 2926 nt
Organism: Phodopus roborovskii (desert hamster)
Lineage: Eukaryota; Metazoa; Chordata; Mammalia; Rodentia; Cricetidae
Gene: Lrrn2
Product: leucine rich repeat neuronal 2
Exons: 2
Coding region: 794-2926 (710 amino acids)
Molecular function (GO): protein binding
Source: RefSeq, a predicted model, not a curated record